Messenger RNA from Kazachstania africana CBS 2517, 2145 nucleotides. RefSeq names its product mitogen-activated protein kinase kinase kinase STE11 (gene STE11). Gene Ontology annotation, biological process: protein phosphorylation. The transcript has a single exon. The coding region runs from base 1 to 2145 and encodes 714 amino acids. The record is from RefSeq and is a predicted model, not a curated record. Gene Ontology annotation, molecular function: ATP binding; protein kinase activity; protein binding. NCBI's taxonomy places the organism in Eukaryota, Fungi, Ascomycota, Saccharomycetes, Saccharomycetales, Saccharomycetaceae.
AUGGAGGCUGACAGUGCCAAUAGUAGGGAAUCUGAACGCAGUAUGGCAGCUGAAUCUGUGGAUAAGGAUGCUGAUGUUAGUUUCAUUGAAGGUUUUUUGAAAGAUUUGGAUCUUACAGCAUACUUGGGCGAUUUCAUUGACUACGAAAUCAUAACUUUGUCAGAUUUGAAGUACGUCGAUAGAGAAAUCCUGACAGAAAUUGGAAUCACUAAAAUAAGUGACAGAGUUCGGAUCUUACAGAAGAUUAAGAGGUUUGGUGAAGAGAAGCAGAAGUCACAAUUAAGACAAUUAGAUGAACUUAUAAACAAGUUUAGUUCAUUGUCUAUUUCAAAUUCAAGCACUUUGAAUAACCUGUUAUCAAUUAAUUUGAAGAACGACGAUUUGAUAACUGAGAAACAUCAUGUCAUAUUCAUUUUGAAUGAUGGAUCAGCGAAGAAGGUGAAUGUCAAUGGCUGUUUUAAUGCUGCCUCCAUAAAGAAAAGACUCUUGAAACGUUUACCAAGAGAAUUUUUAAUUUCAGAACGUAAUUUAAACUCGAAUGACUAUGAUGUUUUCGUUGCAGAUUACUCGAAGAAUGUGUUACACCUGCUGUAUGAUGUAGAAUUGGUCACUAUAUGCCAUUCAAAUGAUAGAAUUGAGAAAAAUAGGUUGAUAUUUGUUGCUAGAGAUCAAACACCAAGUGAUAAGGCCAUUACCACUUCAAAAAAGAUUUAUAUUAAGACAUUAAGCUAUUUAAGCCAAAUGAAUUCAACUUCCUCAUCUCAACCUUCGAAUGUGAUUUCAAUGAAUCAGCAACAACAUCAGACACGUCAACGACAACUAGAAGAGGAAAGACUCAAAAUUGAGAAUAGUAAAGAUAAAAUUAGGUCAAUUUUCAAUCAGCGACCACCAAGUGAAUUAAUUUCCACUAAUUUAAAGGGAUAUUUCCCAGAAGCGGACUUCAGUCGUUUACAAAAUACCUUAAGGGAGUCAUUUCGUCAGUCUCAAAGGUUAUCUACCAUUAGUCACAAUAGGAACAUCAACAUCGAUUCCAAUAAUGUAGGUGACAUCCUUUUGAAACGUAGUAAUGCUGUCGACUCCGCUCUACUAAGUAGUUUGGACAACAAUGACAAAAAUACAAAAAGAAAACAAUCGAAUGAAUCAGAAAGUGAUCAUGAAGCUACCAGAGAAGAAGAGGUUGAUGAAUACGAUGAUUCUGAAGUCAUUUCGUUACCAACCAAGAUGGUUACUCCAAAAUCUUGGCUGAAAGGUGCACGUAUUGGUUCUGGUAGUUUUGGUAGUGUUUAUCUUGGGAUGAAUGCACAAACGGGUGAACUUAUGGCUGUUAAGCAAGUGGCUAUCCAGGCUCAAGCUCCAAUACCGGUAUCUCCUACAUCACCUUCAAAACCUAACGUCGAGAAAGAUAUGAAAUCACCGUCAUCGGAAAACAAGGCUAAUAGUGAUAUUCAUAGGAAGAUGAUUGACGCUCUUCAACAUGAAAUGAAUUUGUUGAAGGAACUACAUCAUGAAAACAUUGUCACUUACUAUGGUUCCUCUCAAGAAGGUGGUAACUUGAAUAUUUUUCUGGAAUAUGUCCCUGGUGGUUCGGUAUCUUCAAUGUUAAAUAGCUAUGGACCAUUCGAAGAAUCGUUGAUUAUAAAUUUUACAAGGCAAAUCUUAAUUGGUGUUUCGUAUCUACACAAGAAAAAUAUUAUUCAUAGAGAUAUCAAAGGUGCCAACAUUUUAAUAGAUAUCAAGGGUUGCGUGAAAAUUACAGAUUUUGGUAUUUCUAAGAAAUUAUCUCCUCUAAAUAACACUUCUGGUGACGAUGGCUCUGGAGAAUCUGAUAAGAGAGCUUCAUUGCAAGGUUCAGUUUAUUGGAUGGCACCAGAAGUAGUUAAACAGACUGCCACAACUUCUAAAGUUGAUAUUUGGUCCACUGCUUGUGUAGUUAUCGAGAUGUUUACGGGGAAACAUCCGUUCCCAGAUUUCUCGCAAAUGCAAGCUAUUUUCAAAAUUGGUACAAAUACAAUGCCAGAAGUACCAUCGUGGUCUAGCGAUGAUGCAAGAGACUUCUUGAAAGAGAGUUUUAUUUUGGAUUAUAGACAGAGACCAAGUGCUAUCCAACUAUUACAACAUAAAUGGCUAGAUACUUCUAUACUUUGA